Molecule: messenger RNA, 3252 nt
Organism: Sparassis crispa
Lineage: Eukaryota; Fungi; Basidiomycota; Agaricomycetes; Polyporales; Sparassidaceae
Product: Isoleucine--tRNA ligase, cytoplasmic
Exons: 13
Coding region: 1-3252 (1083 amino acids)
Biological process (GO): isoleucyl-tRNA aminoacylation
Molecular function (GO): aminoacyl-tRNA deacylase activity; isoleucine-tRNA ligase activity; ATP binding
Source: RefSeq, a predicted model, not a curated record
AUGCCUUUGCCCCCUCAUGAUCUGACCGCGCCGUUCAACUUUGCAAAAGAAGAAGAGAAGGUGCUAGAAUACUGGAAAGAAAUAGAUGCGUUCCAGACGAGUUUGAAGCUCUCGGAGGGCAGACCAGAGUUCUCCUUCUACGACGGUCCGCCGUUCGCGACCGGCUUGCCGCACUAUGGUCAUCUGCUUGCUGGAACGAUCAAGGAUAUAGUGACUCGGCACGCGCACGCGAGCGGGUUCCACGUCUCACGACGAUUCGGCUGGGACACGCACGGACUGCCCGUGGAGCACGAGAUUGACAAGAAACUUGGGAUCACAGGGCGGGACGAUGUCAUGAAGAUGGGCAUCGCAGCAUACAACGCGGAGUGUCGCGCGAUCGUCAUGCGGUACGCGUCUGAAUGGCGGCGCACGGUCGAGCGCAUGGGCCGGUGGAUUGACUUCGACAACGACUACAAGACGCUGAACGUCACUUUUAUGGAGAGCGUGUGGUGGGCCUUCUCCGAGCUCUUCAAGAAGGGCAUGGUGUACAGAGGAUUGAGGGUCAUGCCGUAUUCCACAGGCUGUCUGACUCCGCUGUCAAAUUUUGAGGCUGGUCUGAAUUACAAAGAUGUCAGUGACCCCGCUGUUACCGUGGCCUUCCCUCUGGUCGAUGAUCGAAAAACAUCGCUACUGGCAUGGACGACCACACCAUGGACGCUACCCUCGAAUCUUGCCCUUUGCGUGCACCCCGACUACACCUACAUCAAGAUCCACGAUCAGGCACGCGACGAGAACUUCAUCUUGCACGAAGGUCUCCUUAGGACUCUGUACAAAGACCCUAAGAAGGCAAAGUUCAAAAAACUGGGCACAUUCAAGGGUUCCGACAUGAAGGGUUGGCGAUAUGUGCCUUUAUUUGAGUACUUCACUGAGCAGUUCGAGGACAAGGCGUUCCGGGUGCUUACCGAUACUUACGUUACGGACGCCGAUGGUACAGGUAUUGUUCACCAGGCACCUGCGUUUGGUGAAGAAGAUCACCGCAUUGCCCUCGCGAAUGGUGUCUUACGGCCAGAUGAGAUGCCACCAUGUCCGAUCGACGAUGAAGGGCGAUUUACGAAGGAGGUGCCAGACUUUGCCGGCCAGCACGUCAAGGUCGCGGACAAGGAUAUUCAGAAGGUGCUCAAGGCCAAGGGCCGCUUGAUCGUGCAGUCAACUAUCCAGCACUCGUACCCGUACUGUUGGAGAUCGGGAACUCCCCUGUUGUACCGCGCCAUCCCGGCAUGGUUCGUCAAAGUCUCUCCUAUCGUAGACCAAUUAGUGGACAACAACAGCCAGACGCGGUGGGUACCGCAAAAUGUUGGAGAUGGUAGGUUCGCGAACUGGUUGGUCAACGCGCGUGACUGGAAUAUUUCUCGGAAUCGAUAUUGGGGAACGCCUAUGCCACUUUGGGCGAGCGACGACUUAGAGGAGAUUGUGUGCGUUGGCUCAGUGGCGGAGCUGGAGAAGUUGUCUGGUGUAAAUGGCAUCACAGAUCUGCACAGAGACAAGAUCGACCACAUCACCAUCCCUUCAAAACAGGGAAAGGGCCAGCUGAAACGAAUUGAAGAGGUUUUCGACUGUUGGUUCGAGUCGGGCAGUAUGCCGUAUGCUCAAAAUCACUAUCCUUUCGAGAAUAAGGAGCUGUUCGAGAAGACUUUCCCUGCUGACUUCGUGUCUGAAGGUAUCGACCAGACACGUGGAUGGUUUUAUACGCUUCUAGUCCUCUCUACGCACCUCUUUGGCAAGGCACCAUGGAAGAAUCUCAUUGUCUAUGGUCUUGUACUCGCAGCAGAUGGUAAGAAGAUGAGCAAAAGUCUGAAAAACUACCCGGAUCCCAAUGAUAUCAUCAACCUGUAUGGCGCCGAUGCUACAAGAAUGUUCCUCGUGAAUUCGCCCAUCGUGCGAGGUGACAACCUCCGCUUCCGCGAAGAGGGUGUUCGCGAGGUUGUCUCGCGCGUUUUGCUUCCCUGGCUAAAUGCGACACGGUUUUUCCUCGGGCAGGUAGCGCUGCUUAAGAAAGCAAGGGGGCAUGAGUUCAAGUACAGCCCACAUGCAGCUGUGUCUGCGAACGUGAUGGACCGAUGGAUCCUUGCCCGCUGCCAGUCGCUUAUCAAGCUUGUGCGCGAGGAAAUGGCAGCGUACCGUUUGUACACGAUCAUCCCUCGCCUGCUUGACCUCGUCGACGAGCUCACUAAUUGGUACAUCCGUUUCAACCGCCGGCGUCUGAAGGGGGAGGAUGGCUUAGAAGACACUGUCGCUGCACUAAAUACCUUAUUCGAGACACUGUUCACAUUGUGCAGGACGAUGUCAUCGUACACACCGUUCUUGACGGAAAACAUUUACCAAUCGCUGCGACAGUUUAUCGCCGAAGAUCCUUCAGCCGGCGAUGCACGAUCCAUCCACUUCUUGUCCUUCCCAGAAGUGAAACAUGAGUACUUCGAUGCAGAUAUCGAGCGACAGGUCAAGCGCAUGCAGACUGUGAUCGAGCUCACGCGGAAUAUUCGCGAGCGACACAACAUCUCUCUGAAGACGCCAUUGCGCGAGCUUCUGGUCUUCCAUGCGGAUCAACAGUGGCUGGAAGAUGCGAAGGGGCUGCAGCGGUACAUCCAAUCGGAACUUAACGUGCGCGACAUUAUUUUUACCUCGGACGAGGCCCUCGCCGGGGUGCGCUACCGCGCCGUUGCCGACUGGCCCGUACUCGGGCGCAAGCUGCGGAAAGAUCUCGCUCGCGUGAAGAAUGCACUCCCGUCCGUGCCGAGUGAUGCUGUGCGCGCAUAUGUGCAGACUGGGAAGCUGACGGUAGAUGGCAUCGAGCUGGUUACGGGUGACCUGACGGUGCAGAGAUACAUCGAGCUCCCAGAGCAAGUGGCAGGCCAAAGCGGCGUCGCCCAGCACGCGACGCACACAGACAACGACGUCGUCGUGCGCCUUGACAUUGAAGUGCAUGCGGAGCUGCAGAGCGAAUGGCUCGCCCGGGAACUCAUGAACCGCAUCCAGAAGCUGCGGAAACGCGCGGGGCUGCAAGCGACGGACGACGUAGAUGUAUUCUAUGAGAUUGAGGAGGGUGCAGGAGCGGAUCUGCUUGAGGCGCUCCGGAGUCAUGCGAAAGUCAUCCAGAAGACGGUGAGGAGCGUGCCGGUGGAAGUGAAGCGGAGAAAAGGUCCGCAAAAGGUGCUCAUUGAGGAGGAGCAGGAGGUGGCAGAUGUGAAGUUCAUGCUGUCGUUGGCGUGGCCGUAG